Molecule: messenger RNA, 6346 nt
Organism: Callithrix jacchus (white-tufted-ear marmoset)
Lineage: Eukaryota; Metazoa; Chordata; Mammalia; Primates; Cebidae
Gene: ING5
Product: inhibitor of growth family member 5
Biological process (GO): regulation of DNA-templated transcription; positive regulation of apoptotic signaling pathway
Cellular component (GO): nucleus
Molecular function (GO): chromatin binding
Source: RefSeq, a predicted model, not a curated record
AAAAUAAUUAAUUUUUUAAUAUAUAAAGACGGGGUUUCACCAUACUGACCAGCGUGGUCUUGAACUCCUGACCUCAGGUGAUCCACUCGCCUUGGCCUCCCAAAGUGCUGGGAUUACAGGCAUGAGCCCCUGCGCCCGGCCUUUCUUACCUCUCUAAACUGAAGAGCCAAGAGUUGUGUCUGUUUCUGCCCUUAGCAUUAAUGGAAUCGUGCAGUCUAUUUUCCUCUGUUUCUUGCUGUUUUUGCCCCGUGUCAUCUGGGGGGGGUGUUCCGUGUUGCUCUGGGUAGCUAGAGUUAGCCCUUUUUGUUUUUGUGUUUUUUUUGAGAUGGAGUUUCGCUCUUGUUACCCAGGCUGGAGUGCAAUGGUGCGAUCUCGGCUCACCUCAACCUCCACCUCCUGGGUUCAAGCAAUUCUCCUACCUCAGCCUCCCGAGUAGCUGGGACUAUAGGCACGCACCACCAUGCCCAGCUAAUUUUUUGUAUUUUUAGUAGAGACGGGGUUUCACCUUGUUGACCAGGAUGGUCUUGAUCUCUUGACCUUGUGAUCCACCUGCCUCGGCCUCCCAAAGUGCUGGGAUUACAGGCGUGAGCCACCGCGCCUGGCCUGGAGUUAGCUCUUUUUGUUGCUGGGUAGCACUCCGUUGUCUGAAGGGUCCACAGCUUAUUUCUCCAUUUUACUGAGGAUUGGACAUUUGGGUUGUUUUCUGUUUUCUGCUCUCAUGAAUGUCUUCUCCUGUGUAUUUCUUUAGGUUACGUAAGAUUUCUUUAGGGUAGUUAAGAGGAGUAUAUUCUUUCUGACUGCCCUACCAGAAAAAAAGAAAACAAAAGAGUAAUAUGCCAGCUCAUAGGAAAGGUGACCACAUAAUUACUCACUCAGGAUGUUUGUCUGAGAGUCAGAGAGGGCACUGUGAGCACUUGCUGCAUAAUGGUCAGAACUGGGCCUGCCCUGGGCACGCUGCCCUGCCAUAGAGUCUGCACAUCCACACAACGCAAGACCACAGAACAGUCCUGCCCACUUGCGCUCCCACCAGCACAGUAUAAGAAAGCAGAGAUAGACAUCCUGGCUGCAGAGUACAUCUCCACAGUGAAGACGUUGUCUCCAGACCAGCGCGUAGAGCGCCUGCAGAAGAUCCAGAACGCCUACAGCAAGUGCAAGGAAUACAGCGAUGACAAAGUGCAGCUGGCCAUGCAGACCUAUGAGAUGGUGGAUAAACACAUUCGAAGGCUUGAUGCAGACCUGGCACGCUUUGAGGCCGACCUGAAGGACAAGAUGGAGGGCAGUGACUUUGAAGGCUCCGGAGGGCGAGGACUAAAAAGCAAGUCUGUUCAUUUUUUCUCUAUUACUGUUAACUGUGGAGUUGUGGAGUUUUGUCACUGUGGCGAGUCACUAACUUACGAUCGCGAUGAAGGCCGGGGUCAGAAAGAAAAAAGAGCAUCCCGGGGCCGAGGCAGGAGGACAUCAGAGGAAGACACACCAAAGAAAAAGAAGCAUAAAGGAGGGUCUGAGUUCACUGAUGCCAUCCUGUCCGUGCACCCGUCCGACGUGCUAGACAUGCCUGUGGACCCCAACGAACCCACCUACUGCCUGUGCCACCAGGUCUCCUAUGGGGAGAUGAUCGGCUGUGACAAUCCAGACUGUCCGAUUGAGUGGUUUCACUUUGCCUGCGUGGACCUCACCACGAAACCCAAAGGGAAAUGGUUCUGUCCACGGUGUGUCCAGGAAAAGAGGAAGAAGAAGUAGGAGGAGCCGCGUGCCCGGAUCCAAGGAGCAAGUUAAUCUAUUCCUUCACUCGUGUUGCAAUAUUUCCCUUCAUUUUAAAACUACCUUGUUCGGUUGACAUUUAGUAACUCAACGUCCAGUUGAAAUUCUGGAUGUUUCCUAAAACAACCCACCAAACCCUGUCCGCACAGAAGGGUGACUUGCGGGGACUCGCCGCCGUGACGUGAGUGUGGCUUUUACAGGACUUCCCCUGAGCAUCAGCAGGGAGCCUGAGCGGCCGUGGACGGGUGCGCGUGAGCUCGGGCUGCCAGGCGAGGCAUGCGGGCAGGGGAGACGCCGUCCCCUGGGCCACAGCCACCCUGGCAUCUCCUUCCUGUGGUUUUCUAGGACUGUUUGGUACAGCCUGAGCUCCGUGUGCCCCACCACCCCUGGAGCACGGCCGCCUGAGACGCAUGUGGGCCAGUGCCGUGGCGGCUGGUACCUCCUCACACUCACCUCCACGCUGGAUCUGGCCACUGCGGCUCCUGUUUGGGGCACCGCUGACAGGCCCGGGAGGGCUGGGGGCUCUUCCCUGGAGGAAGUGGCCUCCGCUUCACUGUGCUCUGCCUUUUUAGCUUGGACUUCAGUCCUCCUCCCUCGGGGGGUUCACCUCUGGAGUAAAUGGCUCGUCAUUAGCUUGGAUUAGCGGUGGGUCCUGUGACCAGCACCCACAAGACACUGCACAACAGCUGGGCUGACGUUCCGUUUCUCUGGGAAUUUGUGACGUUUUUACUGUGAAGAUGAAAUUAUCGUAAUAGCAUGAAGAUCGUGGGUCUGUGUGUCUGUGAAGUGAGUCCCGUCUGCCAGGAGCUGAUGAACCACGAAUGUCCCUGCUUGCGCUGUGCGUUCCCUGGCCCGCAGCUCCCGUCCAAGGGGACUCCGAUGUGAAUUUGUUGUGAAUGUAUUGUGCCACAAUAGCAGUUCUGGAAUGAAGCUAGGAAACUUGUGUGCUUUUUGUUGAAUCAGUGCUUACCAAGCUGAGCCGGAGCCACGUUUGCAGUGGUAGCUGGGGAGGGCCGCGCAGAUUUGCUCUGUUGUGGCGCGUUGGUGAUGGUGCCACUAGUGUGUGGUUCCCAGCAGCAUCACAGGCUCUCGGAAAUCCUCUCCUGUGCGUUUAGAGGAAGGAGGGGAUUCCUGAGGAAUGCAGGGAAGCCUGUUUCUGCCCUCACACCACAGAAAGAAACUUGAGGGGAAACUGAGGCGUGAGGUUCCCAGUUUAAGAAAAGCCUGGUUUUCUUCGUAGUGGGGAGUCAUUACGAGUGAUGGCCUCACUUCCUUCUGUGGCUACGUCUAGAUCUUUUCCUCCUGGGUUUUUUUUUUUUUUUUUUUUUUUUUUGUGACAGAAUCUCACUGUGUCACCAGGCUGGAGCGCUGUGGCACGAUCUCGGCUCACUGCAACCUCCACCUCCUGGGUUCAAUCGAUUCUCCUGCCUCAGCCUCCUGAGUAGCUGGGAUUACAGGCACGCGCCACCACACCCUGCUAAUUUUUAUAUAUUUCUUUCAACUUUUUUUUUUUUGAGAUGGUGUCUCGCUGUGUUGCCCAGGCUGGAGCGCAGUGGCUCUUCACCGGCACGAUCCCACUACUGAUCAACACGGGAGUUUUGACCUGCUCCGAUUCCGACCUGGGCCAGUUCAGCCAUCCUUAGGCAACCUGGUGGCUCCCGGGAGGUCACCAUCUUGAUACCAAACUUAGUGCAGACGUCUGAUCGGCAUAGCGCACUACAGCCCAGAACUCCUGGGCUCAAGCGAUCCUCCCGCCUCAGCUUCCUGAAUAGCUGGGACUACAGGACACACCACUGCGCCUAAUUUUUAUAUUUUUUAGUAGAGACGGGGUUUCACCAUGUUGGCCAGGUUGGUGAUGAUCUCUUGACCUUGUGAUCUGCCUGCCUUGGCCUCCAAAGUGCUGGGCUUGCAGGCGUGAGCCACCACACCCUUUUCGUCCUGUUUUUAAUGUUUUACUGAGGAGAGGAAAUCCAGCAGAAAGGAACUUGUGAAGCUCUGUGUCUCAGACGGGGCCCUCCCCACAAGAAGCUAGUGGUCCGUGAAUGAAAACAAGAACACCCUGGAACAUUCCUGGUUGGGGCUGCGACACAUUCAUGUGCUGCAGUUCUUGAGCCAAACCGAUGUUUCUUGGCUGCCUGUCUUUUCUGGGAGCCGGCCGAGGGUGUGGGGCAGUAGGUGGGAGUGGACCCUCCAGGUGCGGGUGCAGGCAGACGGUCGGCCAUGCUGCUGCUCCUCGUCCCAUCAGCUUCUGGGCUUUACGAGCUCCCUCUGAGCUGCUGCCUUCCUGCAGCUCAGAAGGAAAAUGGUCGGAGAGGGCCGGCUGCACCACUUCACACGCUCAGCCACGGCUGUGAAACAAGAUGUGUGGUUUUCGUUGUAUUUUUUCUUCUGGGGACGGAGUUUCGCUUAGUUGCCCAGGCUGGAGUGCAGUGGUGCAAUCUCGGCUCACUGCAGCCUCCACCUUCCGGCCUCAAAUGAUCCUCCCACGUCAGCCUCCCGAGUAGCUGGGAUUACAGGCAUGUAACAUCAGGCCCAGCUAAUUUUUGUAGUUUUAGUAGAGACCAUGUUGGCAAGGAUGGUCUCGAUCUCUUGACCUCGUGAUCCACCCGCCUCGGCCUCCCAAAGUGCUGGGAUUACAGGCAUGAGCCACCCUGCCUGGUCAAUUUUUGUAUUUUUAGGAGAAAUGGAGUUUCACCAUGUUGGCCAGGCUGAUCUCGAACUCCUCACCUGAAGGGAUCCAUCCAUCUCAGCCUCCCUCCCAAAGUGCUGGGAUCACAGGAGUGGGCCACUGUGCCCUGCUAACACAGAUAUUUAAUGAUCAUGGAGAGUACAUUGUGCAUAUCUCUCUCUUUUACCAUUUUUGUGAAGAGGGAUACGUAAGUUCAGGGAGUCUGUGCUAAAACAGUGCUUGGCAAUUUUUCAAAAGUGAAUUUGAUAUUUGUGCUCCACCUUUGAGAUGUUCACGCCCAUGGCUCCCCCUGGAAGGAGCUAGGCUGGUUGGUGCCAGCUCUUAGCCUUCUGCCUUCCCAGGGAAUAUGACUACUGGCUUCCUUCUCUGUGGGAAGCUUUUGUCUAACACGUGAUGAUGUGGGCCUACCUGCCACUGUGCACCAUCCCGGGCACUGAAUUUUGACCUUUUCUUUAAGUCUCUGUGCUUAUGUGUUUUUCAUGUUUACUUUUGCCACUUACAAUAUCACCAAAAUAAUAUGCAUAGGGUUUUGGAAGAAACACAGAAACAUGCACAGAAGGGGACAAUUCCUUGGCCCGUAGUUUGGACCCUGACUGAACCCUGAGUGCUCUGUGGCUGAUGCUGUGCCUACCCAUAGGAGACACACACUCAGGAGUGGCUGGCCAGAAAAGAAGGUCAUGGCCCCUGGCCUGGCCCCAGCCCUGCAGGGACACAGGAGCCACACAUUUGCACCAUCCACACCUUGCUCCGAAGGCCUGGCCACCUUCUCCCUGGGGUGAUUCGGGGAUUUAUUCUUGGACCAGACCCCCCUCCACAGCUGCCCGGCUCCAGACCCAUCUCAUGGAUUGAGGGUGUCUGGGCUGGACCCCGUGAGUCACUCUGGCAGCUUCAUCUGAGCCGAAGGUGGGUCCUCUGUGGCUGUGCGACUGACCUCCAAGGGAAGGAGCGUUCUGCCCAUUUUCCUUGUUUCCAGUGCUGCUCUAUCAGUCAGCGAUCUGAGGAAAUCCUCUAGUUUUCCUGUAGGGGAAGGCAGGCUGCGUUGAAACCAGGAGCAGCUGGGGAAACAGCCCUCCGCAUCUGUGAAUGUGCCCCAGGUGCUGCUGCUGGGGAUGUGGAUGCCAGGCGGAGGCCUGUGUGGCCACCUGAGCAGGCUGCCUAUCUCAAGCUGGGUGGGACCCCUGGACGGGUGGUCACGAGACCACUGUUGGCCAGGGCCAUGGGGGUGGGUUUUUCCAGUCCGCCUGGAGCAACGAGAAGCAGCUGUGUAGAUGGGUGGUGGUGGGAGCAUUUCCCAGGCUGGAUGGGAACAGCGGCCAGCUCGUCUUCUGUCUGGCAGCCCUGCCACACUUGACCUCCUGUCCUGCCCUGGAGUCCUGGCUGGGGCUGCUUUGAGCAAUAACACUGGCCUAGAGCGGCUUCCCACAUGGCCACAGAGCCAAGGCUGGUCUUGAACUCCUGUCUUGGGUUAGGUCUUCAUGAUUUAGAAUAAAAAAAGCAGUGAGGGAUAUUUAUUUUGGGCAUUGAAGACAAGGUUUUCCUAAAUUUUUAGUGAGCAGUGAUUGGCCUUCACUACCUGUGCUGAGAGGAAUUUUAAGCCAGGGGAAGUGUCAGAAAAUGUUCCCAUUCGGGAGAGACUUUACUGAGGUUUCCUUCUUCCUCUGUAUGUAUUUUAUGGCGUUCACUCUGAACCACAUUUCAUCCAAAAAGAUGACGCAGCUUUAACAGGAAUGUUACAUUUUAUUUUCGAGGAAUUAUUAUCUAUGUUCUCUUUGUAAAGGAAAGAUACUAUUGUAAAUCUUUUUAUUAAAUAAUGUAAAGAUGUAUAUCUGUAUUUUUGGAUCAUGUCAUAGAUUAUGGAUAUAUUGUUUAAUAAAUAAAAGUAUUUUUUGGAACAAA